Messenger RNA from Heterobasidion irregulare TC 32-1, 405 nucleotides. RefSeq lists its product as uncharacterized. Bases 1 to 405 code for a protein of 134 amino acids. Lineage: Eukaryota; Fungi; Basidiomycota; Agaricomycetes; Russulales; Bondarzewiaceae. The record is from RefSeq and is a predicted model, not a curated record. The transcript has 2 exons.
AUGCGCGCAACAUUCCUUCCCAUGCACAAUCUGACACGUGUCCACCUGUCACGGCUUGCCCCACCUAUUUUCUCUGCGCUUCUUCGUCCGACUCCAGAUUUUGGAGGCAAACCAUGGGCAUCCGCGGAAGAAUCUGGGCACUUCCUCUCUGCUGAUGGGCCUAUACCUGUCACACGGGACAUUUUACCUCCUGUUCUCGAGGAACGUCGCAAGCUAAACGCUCCAGUAAAGAGCAUCGAUAUUAAGCAAUGUUAUAUUUUGGAAGAGUGGGUGGAUGAGUUGAAAGACAAUGUGCCGACAGUGACCUGGGAUGGGAAGACGACGCCUGACGGCUAUGAUAACGACGAAAAUUUUGAUCGUGACACCGACGACGACGACGACGACGACGACGACGACGAUUGGUGA